AUAAAUAGCACCGAUGGUUUUUGGUUAUAGAAUUCGGUGCCAGGCGGAGCACAAUUCGUCGUUAAAAGUUCAAUUGCAAUACUCCGCGUAACCCACUCGAUCGUCAGUUGUAGUUCUUGACAAGGGCGUACAUACCAACACACAACAGUGUACAGGCACAAAACCGUAUAAAUCCUCAGUGAGUAUAUCCGAAGUAAUAUAUGCGUGAUAUGUCUAGUGACAACACAAUGCCUGAUAAUGAGUGUCAUCGUUGUUCUGCUGGAAAAAAGGAACCUGUAACACGCACGUGUGAUGAACAGAAAGAAGUUCUAUCGUCGGUUGUUGAUGAUUAUUAUCCUUGGGGAAAACCUGGUCAUGGAGCUCCCAACGACGAUGGUCUUCGAAAAAGGAAAAUAUUUGCAGACCCUCCAUCUCCUCCUUGGAAGGAAAUUAGUAAUGAAGUGACAAAAAUGGGAAGGCCCGGUGGCGGUGCGCCUCAAAAGACGUCAUCCGGAAAAAUCAAAAACUUCCGUAUCGAAGAUCCACAACUUAGAUUUCAAUUUCAUGCUCCCGAUAGAAAUAUGGUGGACAAUGAUCUUCGAUAUAGAAUGCCAUUGAAAGACCAGAGAGCAUAUAAGUUAGAAUUAGAUGAAAUGGUCAGGGAAAAACAAGAAAUAGUCGAAGAAAACCGCAGAAAAGAAAUGAUCCUAGAUCAAAAACUGAAUUCGAUCGCAGAUCCCUGGGGUACACCAUGCCCAGGGGGUGUUAUUUGGAGAGAUCCAAAAAGUAUUGGAAAAAACUUCUUUCGAUCGUUGGGAUAUGUGGAUGGAAAGAUAUUAAAAUUGGGAUCACAUCCAAACGACAAUAAAGAAAGCACUGAAGAUAUUGAAGCAGUUACGGGUGGUGUAGAGUUAGCUCCGUUACUUGCGUCAAGAAGAAGACAAGACAGUAAAUGGCCUUUGCACACAAGUGAUGUAACGAAAAUAUAUGAUCCUAAAUCAAAUUUCUUGAUCGAUGAAAAAGAAUAUCAUAAGUUUCUCGAAAGACAAAUAAGUGGACGUGAAAGACGCAAACAGCACGAGCAACAAGAAGAUAUACAAGAAGGACAAAAGCACCAUGAAAAUUGGAAUGAGUUUUGGGGUAGACCAGGUGGUGGAGCACCAAAAGGAACAACGAGACAAAAAGAAAAUCUAGAGUAUAUGCUCUAUCAACUUCCUAUAAUUAAUAGGUUAAAAGAAAAAGAAGAGAGAAAAAAUUGCGGUGAUUGCAAAAAAAUCACCUGAAAAAAUAAAUCAACUUUUUACAGUUUAUCUCGUUUAUAAUAUUCAGUUGUAGUCGUCCACAAUGGGAAUAGCGGUACUUUUAACAUUUAUGUAAUGACUAAUGAGUAAACGUAUGUGUUAAUUUAGUUCGUAGGAUAAUGUUCAGAAAUUCGAUUUUCAUUAUUUAUAAAAUUUAAUCUUUAUUGCACAUGGCCUGAUUUCAAAUUUCGUUCGACUUAAUAAAAUUAUUUACAAUUAUAAUUAUUACAAUUUUACGUUUAAAACAAAAUAAUAUACCUAUUUAUUCUACAAUUCUACAUUUCUACAUUCUUAAUUUUUUUCUAUUUUCUAUUUAUAGAUCUAUUUUUUACAUUGAUUAAUAAUAUUUAAAACGUAUUAUUACUUACCGUAAUAGCCUUUGGAUUUGAAAUUAAACACGAAUAAUUUUGAAUUAUGAUUAUAAUAUUAAUUUAAAUAACCCAAAAAGACUUUCAAAGUACAAACAAGAUAAACAAUUUAACGAAUAACUUAAAUUUCAAAAAACAUUAAAUAUAGGUACAUAUGUUUGAAAUAUCUUUAACCAGCUUUUCCCUAAUCUUUUUUUUUUAUAUAAAAUUUAAAUUUUACACUUGAAUUACAUAAUUUAUAAUGAUACAAUCAAUCGUUUUAAAAUGUUUUUUAAACAUUCAUUUUUUUAAAAUAUUUUUCCAUUGUUUUGAAUGUUUUAAUUAAAUUGUGUAUUAUAAAUUAUAAUUAUAAUCAAUAAUCAUAUAUGUUUAUAUUAUCAGUGAUAAUAAUAAAUCUAACGGUUCAAAAAAAAUCGUGCAAAUGCAACAACUUCCGAGCCCUAUUUAUGACGUUUAAAAUAUAAAAUAAUAUAAUAGGUACAAAGUUUAAAGUAAGUGAAGUUAGAUGAAUGAUUCUCAAAGCUCGUAGGCUCUAUUUUCUAUUAUUUAAAAUGUUAGGUUUAUUUUUCCAAUUUUCCCGAAAAUUAUUUUUGAAAAACGGUUAUUUUGAUAUAUUUCUGAUUUGUGUUUUAUUUCUUUUUAAUUAAAUUUGAAUUGUUGUUAAGAAAUUAGAAAAAAAAUAUUUUUUUUUAAAUACAAAAUACUAUAAGUUUAAUUCUCAAACGAAUGAUAAGAUAUGUGUACAAUAUGGACUGUGUUCAAGAAAAACGUUUUCCGAAAAAUAAAUGAAAUAACACUAAUUAUUUUAAAUAUAGCUUCUGAGCUCUACUCUAUAGAUAAUACAAUAAUAACGAUGUCAAAAACAUACUUAUCCAUUUAAACAUCGAUUAAAAUUAAUGUGCGAUAUGUUUUUUAAACGUACUUUAACGACUUUUCACUUUAAAAAAUUCUGAAUGCGAUAUAAUUAUAGACAUAAGCAAGUACCUAAUAUUUUUUUUCAGAUUUCUCUUUUCUUAUUCAUCGAAAAAUGCAAUUUUCUUUAGACUUAAUUGUUUUAAUAAAAAAAUUAUAUGUUAUCGUUAUACAUUAUGUACUAAAAUUUAAUUUGUUUUUUUAUUCUAUUUACAAAUAAAACUGCCGAUGUCAUAAUAAAUUUCAUAUAAUCGCAAAUCCAUAAUCCAAAUAAUAUAAUAAUAUGUUCGCUCCUAUAAAAUAAAUCACUAGAAACUACAACUAUAAAAUAAAAAUUGUUGUGGACACAGAAAACUAAUGACAUCACGAAAUGUUUCAUUUAAAAUAACUGUCUGCAACUGUUCAUUUAUUUGAUAAAUUAUAAAUGUAAUUAUUGUUAUAAAGAUUUCGUGUGCCUAAAUAAAAUCUAUCCCUUUCGUCGAUUUCCGAUUUAAAAAUAUAAAUGUGUCUCUACCCAAACGGUACAUAAUACUUUUGUAUAUUUUGUGUAAAAUAUAUUAUUUUUUGAUUAUAUGUACGAUUAAUAUUUUAAAAUACUAAUAUUUAUUUAUUUUUAGCAUAAAUAAUUCCAAAUAAUAAAUUUAAAU
Messenger RNA from Rhopalosiphum padi (bird cherry-oat aphid), 3207 nucleotides. RefSeq lists its product as uncharacterized. NCBI's taxonomy places the organism in Eukaryota, Metazoa, Arthropoda, Insecta, Hemiptera, Aphididae. The record is from RefSeq and is a predicted model, not a curated record.